Messenger RNA from Cryptomeria japonica (Japanese cedar), 864 nucleotides. RefSeq lists its product as uncharacterized. NCBI's taxonomy places the organism in Eukaryota, Viridiplantae, Streptophyta, Pinopsida, Cupressales, Cupressaceae. The record is from RefSeq and is a predicted model, not a curated record. The transcript has 2 exons. The coding region runs from base 1 to 864 and encodes 287 amino acids.
AUGGAUGGAAAAGCAGCAGAAUUGCAUUUUCUGGAUGCCUUUGGAAUCGUGGGAGAGGCGUGCAAAAUCGUGCGCCGUGAGGCGAAACUCCUGGGAGGCAUUGCCCUCACCCUACUGCUGCCUCUUUCCUUCGUAAUCCAGGUCUACCGUUUAAUCUCAGAGCCCCUCCUCAGCAAAAUCAUGAUGAACGGUGAACUAUUGGGGAUAGAGGUGAGCAGCCCUGCUGCAGAAAGCAUCCGCCAUAACUUGCACUUCCAAAUUGCGGAGCUUUUACUGAUGACGGCGCUGUACGUAACCCUAGUCUUUGCCUUCUCGCUGCUGUCUAGGUCGGCAGUGGUGUACACCGUGGCAGCCACUUACGUAGGCAAGGAAGUGGUCUAUACAAAGAUUAUGAGAAUCGUACCCAGGGUAUGGAAGCGCCUCAUCCUGACUUUUCUCUGGUUUUUCCUCAUUAUGUUUCUAUACUAUGUGGUCAGUGUGCUUGCCAGCGUGGUGUGUGUGGUGGAGGAUAAACAAGGGUUGAGCGCCGUGAAGAAGAGCAAACAACUCAUGAAAGGAAAGCGGGACACGGCGUUGACGCUGAAUAUUUUGUACGGGCUUUUCAUGGUCGUUAUUGGUGGGGUUCAGAGCUAUUCAGUGUAUGGAAAGGGGCAGCAGCUGAUGAGCGUAGGCUUUAUUGUGAUGGUGGUGUUGUUACAGUGUGUUGUUGAUUUAGUAUGGCUGCUCACUCAUGCUGUGCUUUACUUUGUGUGCAAAUCCUGUCAUCGUGAGGAUAUAGAUUUGAAGGACUUGUCCAAUCAUUUGGAGACGUAUAAUGGAGGCUAUAUGCUUCUCAAAGAUGCCUCUGGACUUCCAGAUGUUUAG